Pyricularia grisea is the source of this 1782-nucleotide messenger RNA. RefSeq lists its product as uncharacterized. Gene Ontology annotation, cellular component: cytosol. The transcript is spliced from 2 exons. The record is from RefSeq and is a predicted model, not a curated record. Gene Ontology annotation, molecular function: ATP binding; glycerone kinase activity. Gene Ontology annotation, biological process: glycerol catabolic process. Bases 1 to 1782 code for a protein of 593 amino acids. Lineage: Eukaryota; Fungi; Ascomycota; Sordariomycetes; Magnaporthales; Pyriculariaceae.
AUGUCUGCUAGACACUUUGUCAACGACCCGACCCACCUGGUCAACACGGCCCUGCAGGCAGUCACCGUCACGAACCCCUCCGUGGCAUGUGAUGCCGAGAACAAGAUAAUCUACGUGCGGCCGGACUCGCGCCGCCCAAGGCAGCCCGUCGCCAUCAUCUCCGGUGGUGGCUCCGGUCAUGAGCCGUCCUUUGGCGGCAUGGUAGGCCGUGGCUUGCUCUCGGCAGCCGUGGCCGGCACCAUAUUCGCCAGCCCGUCCACCGAGCAGGUCCGCACCGCCAUCACGUCGAGGGUUGAGGUCGGCGACAGGGCAGACGGCGGCGGCGUCCUCGUCAUCGUCAUGAACUACACGGGCGACAUCCUCAACUUUGGCGUCGCGGCCGAGAAGGCGCGUGUCGCAGGCAUCAACGUCGAGAUGGUCGUCGUUGGCGAUGACGUCGGCGUCGGUCGCGCAAAGGGUGGCAAGGUCGGCCGGCGCGGUAUCGCCGGCACCGUCCUGGUGGAUAAGAUCGCCGGUGCCCUGGCCGCACGGGGCGCCAAACUGUCCGAGGUGACCCGCGUCGCCCGUCUUGCCGCGUCCAACCUCGCUAGUGUCGGCGCCAGUCUCGAAAACGUCCACGUCCCGGGUCGCAAGGCAGCGGACCAGGAGGACACAUUGGCCGAGGGCGAGGUCGAGAUCGGCAUGGGCAUUCACAAUGAACCUGGAUCGGGUCGUGAGAAGGGCCUUGAGCUGCCCGCACUUGUGGAGCGGAUGCUGGCGCAGCUGCUCGACCAGAAGGACGCCGACCGCGCUUAUAUGCAGGUGGGCAGCGGCGACAAGUUCGUUUUGCUAGUCAACAACCUCGGCGGUGUGAGCGUAUUAGAGAUGGGUGGUAUUACAGCAGAGGUAGCGAAGCAGCUAUUGAGCACGUGGGCCAUCAGGCCGGUACGAAUUCUCGCCGGGACCUUCAUGACCAGCCUCAAUGGGCUGGGCUUUAGCAUCUCACUGCUGAAGAUAGUCGAUAGUGGCAGUUCUGCAACAAUGGUGCAGUUGUUGGAUGACCCCUGUGAGGCAAUUGGGUGGUCUGCCCCUAUUGCUACCGAGACAUGGGACUCGCCGCCUACGGCAACCAAAGAGGGCAACGUAAAGGAGGAGAGGGACCUCAAACCUACUGGGCUGAAGUUGGAUGCAGCCGCUGCUCAAAAAGCUAUCACAGCAGCAUUGGAGAGGGUAAUUGCCGCUGAACCCGAAGUCACCAAGUAUGACACGGUCGUUGGCGAUGGAGACUGUGGUAUUGGCUUGAAGAGGGGCGCUGAAGCCGCACUCAAACACCUUGCGAGCAACCCACUAAGUGGCGAUGCCGUAGUGGAUGUGGCCAGCAUCGUUCCAGUCGUUGAGAAUCACAUGGACGGCACAUCGGGCGCCCUGUACUCCAUAUUCCUAAACGCGAUGCUCCGAUCACUGCGUGACAACGCUCCCUCUUCGGGCGAGUUGGCCGCCUCCCCUGAGCUGUGGGCCAAAGUCCUGAAGGAGAGCUGCAAGGCGCUCGGAAACUACUCGCAGGCACAAGUGGGCGACCGAACUUUAAUCGACGCUCUCCACCCAUUCGUAAACACGCUCGCAGAGACCGGCAGUGUAGCCAGCGCCGCUAGCGCAGCCCAAAAGGGAGCAGAAAGCACCAAGGGAAUGAAGCCCAGCUUUGGCAGAUCGACAUACGUGGGAGGAACCGGUUUCGAACAGGUACCCGACGCUGGAGCUUGGGGACUUGCUGCCUUCUUUAAUGGAUUAGCGGGUCAAUCUUAA